Messenger RNA from Protopolystoma xenopodis, 612 nucleotides. The record is from the annotation of a GenBank genome assembly. NCBI's taxonomy places the organism in Eukaryota, Metazoa, Platyhelminthes, Monogenea, Polystomatidea, Polystomatidae.
AUGUUGGGUGAAAAUUUUUUAAACGAAGAUGAAAGAAUGGAUUUUUAUGCAGAACCUGUGCACAAAAGACGCGAUUCAUUACACGUUCUUCUCAUGGGUAAUAUACCUCUACUUGAAUACUUUCUUUCUUUUUUAUUCUUCCCGCUGAUAAACUCACAUUUUUCUGAGGAACGAGUGACUGGCGAUCCGGGAAUUGGCAAGAGCCAGCUACUCCGGGCUGUAACUAGCAUAGCACCGCGCUCUGUAUACGUCUGCGGCAAUUCGGCAACCUCAGCCGGGCUUACAGUUAGCACAACGCGUACAUCAAGUGCUAGUGGCGGUUUCGGUCUAGAAGCCGGUGCGCUAGUGCUUGCCGACCGAGGCUGUUGUUGCCUGGAUGAAUUUGAUAAACUGCCAACGCAUGAGCCAGACGUGCUUCUCGAGGCCAUGGAGCAGCAAACUAUCAGCCUAGCUCGCGGCGGCGUUGUCGCUAGUCUUCCAGCCCGAGUAACUUUGAUUGCGGCCGCUAAUCCAGUCGGUGGGCACUACGAUUUGUCUCGUCGACUCCAGGCUAACAUCAGGCUCCCAGAUGCUUUGCUUUCACGGUACCAUCAAUACCUCCACCUUUCUUAA